This is a messenger RNA of Aspergillus ruber CBS 135680, 923 nucleotides long. Its product is annotated as PPP1R11/YPI1 family protein. NCBI's taxonomy places the organism in Eukaryota, Fungi, Ascomycota, Eurotiomycetes, Eurotiales, Aspergillaceae. Gene Ontology annotation, molecular function: protein phosphatase 1 binding; protein serine/threonine phosphatase inhibitor activity. Bases 183 to 716 code for a protein of 177 amino acids. The record is from RefSeq and is a predicted model, not a curated record. The transcript has 2 exons. Gene Ontology annotation, cellular component: nucleus.
AAACAUUUGAAACUGCAUUUUGAUCAGGCGGUACCCCUGGUACUCCGUAGAAAUGUAUUUCAUCAUUUGCGGCAAAGGCGGUGUGGGCAAAUUCGCCGGGAACUUUUUGUUAUCAUUCUCAUCGGUGCCAUAUAAUUCAUAACUAACAAUCCUAUUCACGCCGAAUACUAAGCUUGCAAAGGAUGCCCCAAACUCGCCAAGUGCCGUCGCCUGCAGCAUCAAACUCUCAAGUCCUCCAAGUCCCUGAUGAUCAAUCUGCAAUCCGCAUCUCAGGCACAUUGAGGCUGAGGGGGGAUGAUUCAAAUUCCUCAAAUAUCAACACCGGAAACACUCCAAAUCGUCAUAUCAGAUGGGGCCAAGAUGUUGUUGACAACGAAGGAAUGGGCAAGAAGAGUUCCAAAGUGUGCUGUAUAUAUCAUAAACCUCGACCUGUCGGUGAGAGCAGCUCAGAAUCAGAGUCCUCUGAUUCCGAUUCCGAUAGCGAUAGCGAGGCAGAUCGCCAUCAAAACAGACAAAAUCGUUCACAACAUCAUCUGGGUCACAGGGAGAGCUCACAUCACCAGCACUCAUCUCAAGAAGACUCAGAAAAAGGUCAUACAGCCUGUUGUACAAAACAUCAUGGCAAGCAAGGAAAGCAGAAAAAGCCAAGCCCAAAUGCUUAUGAGAGAAUGCCAAAACUAUCAAAAGGCAUCACAAGUCACAAGGCGCAUAAAUAAUUAUGGAUCAAAUUCCAAGUCUCUUUAGACAUAGGAAGAGAUUAGUCAAUCCGCUUUUUUUUUUCAAGGCUCUUGAGAGCUGCUAUUGCACAUUUGAUAAGGUAGACAUGUGCAUUCAGUAUGACAUUAUUGAGUCAGUCAAUCAAUUUCCAUCCUAUCAAAGUGGAUAGAAACCCUUCAAUAUGCCAUCAGUCUAUGUGAGAUGCA